Messenger RNA from Phalaenopsis equestris, 2518 nucleotides. RefSeq names its product pentatricopeptide repeat-containing protein At1g05600-like. The transcript has 2 exons. The annotation marks the transcript as partial. The record is from RefSeq and is a predicted model, not a curated record. Gene Ontology annotation, molecular function: protein binding. Lineage: Eukaryota; Viridiplantae; Streptophyta; Magnoliopsida; Asparagales; Orchidaceae.
CGGCUCGACGACGCCGUGCACCUCCUCUACUCCAUGUUGUGGAGGAUCUCUCGAAAGGGCUGCGACGCUGACGUCGUCGUCUACCGCACGCUCCUUGAGUCCCUCUGCGCCGCAGGAAGGGUCGAAUUGGCGGAGGAGAUACUUGGCAAGGUGCUGAAGAAGGGGCUCAGGUCGCCGCGAGCGAGACAAGCGUUCCAAAGGCCGGUUCUUUCCAUCGCGGCUAACCUGGAGGAGAUGAAGAGGAUAAUUGACGAGGCGCUUGUGGUGCGUGGGAUUAGAAGCCUCGCGAGCUAUGAUGCCAUGAUAACAGAUUUGUAUGCGGAGAGUGAGUUUACUCACGCUGGUAAGAUGCUUGAUGAAAUGACACAGAAGGGAUUUAGACCGCCGAUAUCCAUCUAUGAGGCAAAGAUAGCUGCGCUUUGCAGGGAAGGGAGGGUGGAGGAUGGAAUGAGAGUGUUGGAGGUGGAAAUUGUGGAGAGUGGAUGUGUGCCUACGGUGAGAUCCUAUAACCUGGUGAUGGAGGGGCUUUGCAUGAAAGGGGAAUCGACAAGAGCAAUGGGUUAUCUGGAUAGAAUGGAUAAACAGCUUGGUUGUGUUGCCCCGAAACAGUCAUAUGAGAUUCUGGUGACUGGUUUCUGCGCUGAAGGACUUUAUCUUGAGGCGGCUCAUGUCUUGGAGAAGAUGCACAAGAGGAAAUAUUGGCCCGAGUGUACAAUUUUUGUUAGUGUGAUUCAAGGACUCUGCUCCAUUGGAACUAUGUAUGAAGCCCUAUUAUGGCUUGAGGAAAUGAUCAGCCAAGGAAAGAUUCCGGUGGCUUCUAUGUGGAGCUCAUUGGUAUCUAUGCUGUUUGGUGCGCCAAAGAUUGAAAAUGAUCCAUACAUGGCUUCUCUGCUGCAUGAUUUAUUAGCCGUUGAUUGAAGAACUUUUGUAAGUUCUACUUUCACCAUCAAGUUUAAAAAUACUAUUGCUUAAUGAACACUCAGAUAAGUAUAUAGCUGCAGUUUUCUCUACAAUUCAGCCUAGAAUUUGCCAAUGUUCACUUUUUAACAUAUUUAUGUAAAAGUAGAAUUGGUUAAUUUUAUUUCAAGGAAGAUGUAAGAUGUACAGUUACUAUUACUAAAUUUGUUGUACCUUUUGCUUACUUAACAUUUGAUAUAUUCCAAGUGUGUUUCUGAGAAAACAACUAGAAAAUAAUAAGAUCAAUACAUACUACCUUCUUGCACACAGUUAUGCUGGUUUUCAGGUGGUUCGCUGCCUGCAAUUUCGGUAGCAAAUCAGACCUCUACACCUGUCCCAUAAGUAUAACUACCUCAGAAAGUUGGUUACAUAAUAUCUGUUCAUAUAUAUGCAUUUACAACAGUGUAAGGAGACGGGACAGAAAAUGAACUUCCUCACCUAUCUUUUAUUCUUCGGUGUUCCUUUUAUCUCUAAGCUUGCAGGUUACAUGUUCAUCUUUCGCUUUGGCUUCGAACUUCAGGAUAUGCAAAAGAAGCUUCAGCAGCAGAACAGAGGUCUUAGCAAGGCUGAACAGAUGCUGAUUGGUCUUUUCAACAGAAAAAGGUGAAUGUUAAAUUAAAUUUGGCUGAUGUUUUUUUAUUUGACAAGUAGUUUUCCUCCACCCUUGCUCAUGAUAUUAAUAUUUUCAAGGUUGGAAAUCUUGCUUGAAAAGAAUAAGAUUUUACGUUUCCAUUGCAUGGGAAACUCUUGCCAUGCUUAUGACUAUUUAAAGCAUAUGAUCAUUAUUCCAGGGGCUAUGUUGCAUCAGAGUUCAUAGGCGAUUUAUGGUUAUGAUCAGAAUCUUCAGUCUCGAAAUCUUAUCAGCAAAGCCAAGUUCUAUAUAUUUUAUCGCCGCACUCAGUUCAUCUCUGAAGUUUUGAUAUGGAUAUCUUUGGUUGUAAUCAACGCACAAGAGUAAAUAGACUUGUUGUGGCGACGCAUAACUAUUAAUUUGACUUCUUAUGAAUCGAUGGAUGAUCUUAGAACUGUCAAAACGGCACGGUGAAGAAGGAGGAGGAGGACAAAGCUGCUCUGGAACAGGGAGGAUAAACAUUUCCUUCAUUUCUCAACCUUUGGAGCAGCCGCAGCAACAACAAUUCAAAGCUACCAUAGAUCCACAAUACACCCUACACCUUCCAUCAUCUUCUUGGAGACGGCCUUCGGUGCUACCUUCAACAUUUUCUCGGGCACCUCCAUUUUCUGGCGACAUGUUAUUAGGCUUGCCGCCCACCACAAAUCAACCCACCAAAAUUGGUCACCGGCGGCGAUCAAGUCCAAGCUGAUGACCACCUCCUACAGUCAAGAUUACUUGAAUUCCUCUAUCGUUGACAUCAUCACCGAAUUGCCGGCAACGCCUUAUGUAUGCAGCAAUAUCAGGUAUGUGGUGGGCAAAGCUCCUAAUUUUAUGAUAUGUUAUGAGCCCAAAGAAGAUUUUACUGCUUUGGAAACGAGACAGAAUUAAUUUCUUAAUGCUGUUCCAGAUAUAUAUGACUAAAGUUGAUGAAAUUAGUAUAUUUUUCAA